UCCUCUUUAAAAGAUUUUCUUUUAUAUUUAAUAUGUUUAUAUGUGGUGUCUUUGACACAGUUAAGAUACUUGUGGUUCAGCGGUUAUAUCCAACUACCUCCCCUAGACACAUUGGCUUGCCAAAAGUCCACCACUCUUGACCAUUAUUUUUAAUGAAAAGUAGAGACAAAAAUAUGUUUUAAAGCAUUGGGUAAUACGUAGCUGGAGACUUAAUACACAAACUGUCUUUGUCAGGACUAUAAGCCACUAGACUAGUAUUGAGACCUUGUAUUAUCAGCGCCUAAAGUAAAUUUAACUCCUAACCACAGAGCUCACAGCAGAUAAUUAGCCGCUAGGAAUGUUUGGUUCUCAGAACAUGGCCCCCGAAUGUCAGGAAAGUUUGGGUAAAUGUACAGAGCCUCCUUAUGGAAAAUUCCAGUGGGAUUCCCGUGAGAAAUUUCCAAUGGGAUUCCCAUAGGAAAGUUCUCAUGAGAAUAUCAUUGGAUUCCCAUUGUGAAACAUGGGAUUUUAAUGGGAAUCCAGUGGGUUUCUCGUCAGAAAAGUCAUUUAUUGGGCAUUCUUUCAUAAUCCAGGUUGGAUUUUGAUGGAUUAUUUAAUUGAUGGUCAUGGGAUUGUCGUGGGGUUUCUCUCAUGAUGAAAUUAUAAAAUGAGCGUAAUUGGACAUCUCGAUUGCCACUCAUGCUCAUUUCAUCAUUUCAUUAUGAAAGAAACCUUGCAGCUACCUUUCUAAUUAUUUUUGCAGUUUGAAUUUCAAAACGGAACAUUCUAAGGUUGUUCCUUCAAAGUUCUUUCUGAGUUUAAGGUAAAGUUCAAGGCACAUCCGAGAAACUGGACAAAUGUAUCCACUGGACAAAUUUCCUCAGGAAUGAUAGCAAUGUCAAAAAAACACUAAUUUCAAUACAUUCACUCAGUGCAUUCUUUAAGUCCCAUUCUCAAGCCCCAUACUUCAGGCAUAUCACAGAAAAACCACCACUUCAGUGAAUAUACAAAUGGUCCCACAGUCCAUUUAACGUUUCAGUCACCGAACUCUACAUGUAUGGAUAGUGUUCCCCGUGACUAUCACAUAAAACAGUCGUGCUACUUUGGCGCCAUCCACCGGCAACAACCCGAUAGACUAGAAUAAACCUGUUUGCAGGAUAGGCUUGACCCACUCAAUUAUAUUUCGCUUUCACAGUUGACAUAAUUUGGAGUUCUGUCUCUGAAAAAGAAGUUCGGUAAGCAACAAUAAUCAAUUAUGGGUGUCAUCUUGUUGAAUUAUUUUGAAACUGAUAUUAUUAAAAAUAUCGUUUAAAAAAACUUGUACUUACGAUCGAUGCAAUUAUAAUUAGUUUAUCCUAAAAUAUAAUAGAGAAUUUGUAUAUAACAGACAUGAGCCCAUGUCACGUGUUACGAAGGACGGGAUUUCCUUGUCACCUUCAAGUAAUGUGAUGCCUGUGAUCGGAGGAAGGCAUGCGGUGUUCCUCGAGUGAAAAUGACAGACAAGCAUCCCAUCGUUUUUACCAUAAAGCAGACGUCAGUGGCUUCGCAGUCCUUGACUCUAUGGACUCACAUGACGUUACGACGAUGUUGGAGUGUGCUGUUCCCGCUUCGGAGGUCGCCAGACAAAGAAUGGGAUCAGACACUGAAAACAGUUACGCACAUACACGGGGAGAGAUAAGUAGUACUUAUAUAGGCUGCUACCCAAAUCGAGCUGGAUUUCAGCGAAAGAGGACAGAGAAAGAAAUAUUUGGGUGAAUAUUGAGAGGAGACAUAAUCAGAUAGAGGAAUAAGUGGACCACCGGUUGGAUUCCUUGCUGCUGUGGGUUAGUGGAUUAGUAAAGUGUGAGUACUCUGGAGGUCUCCAUCCUUUUGCCUUGUGAUUGAAAAGCGCUGAAAUUGAGACAGCAUCAGAGUGUGGCCUAGGCACUUUCAGAGUCUCAGUGAGCAUCAGCACGUCAGUGUGGAAUGGGCCUCACUCUUUGCCGGUGGCUGUGUCCUGACCGCACUUGGAGAAAAAGGGCCCCGCCCUCUUUGUCCUCCUCACCCUUCCACCCUCUGGCUGUGACCACACCGUUCCGACUGGCUGUCCUGUUGGACGGCCCGCCUGCCUGCUUCACUGGCCCCAAGUCCUCUUGGAGCCCCGUGCACCACUCCCCCAACUUCUCCCUCUCCCGGGACGGGACUGUGGCUCAGCGCACUCCUGCGGAGCAGAGCACGGACGGGGUGCGAGGGGCAGAGGGGGAGCAGGGUGGGCUGCACGUGUGGGCGGUAGACUGGGACCCAGCAGAGAGGGGGAGCCAUGCCGUGCUGGGGGUGUCCACUCAACACUGCCCCCUGCAGGCGUCUGGGUACACAGCGCUGGUGGGAGGAGACGCUGAGUCUUGGGGCUGGGAGCUGGGCUCCAAUGAGGUUUGGCACAACGGCGUGCCGUGCGGCCGCUACCCCAGGAUGGGGACAGAGCUGGGGGAACAGGAGCGAGAGCAGCGCCCUCUGCUGGCCGUGCCAGGUCGUGUGCUGAUGGUGCUGGACGGGGAUGCUGGGACUCUGGGCUUUGUGGUGGACGGCUGCUUCCUGGGCAUGGCUGUGUGGAAUCUGCCUCUCGGGGUGCGGCUCUUUCCUGCAGUGAGCAGUGUGUGGGGGGGGUCCCGCAUCACCCUGCGCUAUCUCAAUGGAGGACCCAGAGAGCCCCCGUCACUCACAUCUCUGUGCCGCCUCUCAGUCCGCUUGUCCCUGGGGAGGGACAGGGAGACACCCCCUGCCCUGGAGAGACUCCUCUGGCAUGUCCCACCUGGUCUAAAGCCACUUCUCAGGAACAGCACUUGCUAGCACUGUAAGGACACACCCCCCUCUGUCCCCAAGACCCGUCUGCCCUCCAGUACAUUAUGCUCCUACAGACAUUUGAUAUAAUCAACUCUGAUUGACUCAUGUUUUAGAAUAAGUAUUUUAUCAUAUGUGUUUAUUUGUAUUUUUUCCUAAUUAUUUAUGGUUGUAUCUUCAGAUAGGAAUUGGAUAAUUAAUUUUAGGUGUGUUUUUGGAUUCAGGGUGAUUCUUUUCUUUCAGUAAAUUGUUUGUUUUAAUAGUAGCUCUUUUAAUUACAAGAUUGAGCUAUCUAUUCUUAUGUAAGCCCAUCAUUUUAUAAAAUCAGGGGAGUCAAAUAUAGGAUACAAAAGACAGGAUCUAUUUUAAUCAUUUUGAUUUUGCAGACACAGAUUAAGCCUAGUCAUUGACUAAAUUCAAUUUUGA
Molecule: messenger RNA, 3222 nt
Organism: Anguilla anguilla (European eel)
Lineage: Eukaryota; Metazoa; Chordata; Actinopteri; Anguilliformes; Anguillidae
Product: SPRY domain-containing SOCS box protein 4
Exons: 4
Coding region: 1945-2805 (286 amino acids)
Biological process (GO): proteasome-mediated ubiquitin-dependent protein catabolic process
Cellular component (GO): SCF ubiquitin ligase complex
Molecular function (GO): protein binding
Source: RefSeq, a predicted model, not a curated record